GGUUCUAUACCUCUACCCCUACCUUCCUCUGUGGACAUGCUAUCUACCUUAAAGAAUAUUGCCCGUACUUCUCUUCUUGCCUCGUCACAUAAAGAGAUAUCACUAUCACCACCACCUCACCCACCUCCCCCACCUUCUAUGAAACAUGAAGCACUUAUUCCACCACCUCCACCACCCCCACCUAUUAUUUCAGGGCAUGGUGCUUCUCCAGCUCCUCCCCCUCCCCCUCCACCCCCACCCCCACCCCCACCCCCACCCCCAUUAAUGCCCGAUGCAUUUCCUUCACCAUCUCUAAUGAAAACAGUACCACCACCCCCACCACCUCCGCCCCCACCCAUGUAUGGUGCAUCUCCAACACUAUCUUUAAUACAUCAAGCGCCAUCUUCAAUGCAUAGAGCCUCACCUCCUCCACCUCCUCCCCCACCACCUUCCAUGCGUGGAGUUCCACCUCCACCACCUCCUCCCACCCCACCUUCCAUGUAUGGAGCCUCACUUCCACCACCUCCUCCCCCUCCACCUUCCAUGUAUGGAGCUUCACCUCCACCGCCUCCUCCCCCACCACCACCACCUUCCACGUGUGGAGCCUCACCUCCACCACCUCCUCCCCCACCACCUUCCAUGUAUGGAGCCUUACAUCCCCCACCUCCUUCCCCCCCACCUUCUAUGUAUGGAUCACCAUCCCCACCCCCACCUCCUCCUCCUUUGCCAUCUUCGAUGUUUGGUGCAACUUCUCCUUUGACCCCUAUAAUGCGAGGGAUACCCUCUCCACCCCCACCACCUUCGAUGUGUGGGGCACCUCCACCACCUCCACCUCCACCUCCACCUCCAAUGCAUCAAGCUUCUCCUCCAUCAACUCCCAUGCGUGGGGCUCCCCCACCACCUCCACCUCCACCUCCACCUAUGCCUGGGGCUCCUCCGCCAUCGCCACCGCCUAUAUCGCGUGGUGCUCCACCACCACCACCACCUCCACCAAUGUACGGGGCUCCUCCCCCACCACCACCACCUCCUCCAAUGCAUGGGGCUCCGCCACCACCACCACCCCCUCCAAUGCGUGGGGCUCCUCCCCCACCCCCACCCCCUCCAAUGCAUGGUGUUCCUCCACCACCACCCCCUCCAAUGCAUGGCCCCCCUCCCCCACCUCCACCUCCAGGCGGUGGUAGAGCCCCUCCACCACCUCCCCCUCCCGGCGGUGGUAGAGCCCCUCCACCACCUCCCCCUCCCGGCGGUGGUAGAGCCCCACCACCACCUCCCCCGCCCGGCGGUGGUAGAGCCCCACCACCACCUCCCCCACCCGGGGGUGGUGGAGCACCGGCACCACCUCCCCCUCCUGGUGGAGGUCGUGGAGCACCUGGCCCUCCUAGACCUCCUGGGGUUGGACCUCCUCCACCCCCACCAUUAGGUGCUAGAGGAGCUGCUCCACCUGACCCGAGAGGUUUGUCUUCUGGGAGAGGGCGUGGGCUAUCACGCUCGACAGCUACAGCACCUCGAAGGUCCUCCUUGAAACCUCUACAUUGGAGCAAAGUAACGAGGGCUCUGCAAGGAAGCUUGUGGGAAGAACUACAGAGAUAUGGCGAGCCUCAAAUUGCACCAGAGUUUGACGUCUCUGAGUUAGAGACUCUCUUUUCUGCAACUGUCCCCAAACCUGCUGAAAAAUCUGGAGGCCGAAGGAAGUCUGUUGGAUCCAAAACUGACAAAGUUCACCUGAUUGACCUCAGGAGAGCUAAUAACACCGAAAUUAUGCUCACCAAAGUAAAGAUGCCACUACCUGAUAUGAUGGCUGCAGUGCUAGCAAUGGAUGAGUCAGUUUUAGACGUUGAUCAGGUGGAAAAUCUCAUAAAAUUUUGUCCUACCAAGGAGGAGAUGGAACUUCUUAAGGGAUACACUGGUGAUAUGGAUAACCUUGGAAAGUGUGAACAGUAUUUUUUGGAGCUGAUGAAAGUGCCUCGAGUCGAGUCAAAGAUGAGAGUGUUUUCUUUUAAGAUACAAUUUGGCUCUCAGAUAGUAGAAUUUAAGAAGAGUUUAAAUACUGUCAACUCUGCAUGUGAUGAGGUUAGGAAUUCUACCAAAUUGAAGGAGAUUAUGAAGAAAAUUCUUUAUCUGGGGAACACACUAAAUCAAGGAACAGCGAGGGGUUCUGCAGUCGGUUUCAAGUUGGAUAGUCUUUUAAAGCUUGCGGAUACACGUGCUUCUAAUAAUAAGAUGACGCUCAUGCAUUAUCUUUGCAAGGUCCUUGCUUCGAAGACACCGGCUCUUCUAAAUUUUCAUUUGGACCUGGGUAGCCUCGAGGCAGCAACCAAGAUACAAUUGAAGUCUUUAGCAGAAGAAAUGCAAGCUAUAAUCAAGGGGUUGGAAAAGGUCAGGCAGGAGCUUGUUGCUUCUGAAAGUGAUGGCCCAGUCUCUGAAGUUUUUCGAAAGACGCUGAAAGGAUUUAUUGCUAUUGCUGAGACAGAGGUGGCAUCGGUGACAAAUCUAUACUCUACUGUGGGUAGAAAUGCAGAUGCACUUGCACUAUAUUUUGGUGAGGAUCCGGCUCGUUGUCCGUUUGAGCAGGUUACAGUGACACUAUUGAACUUUGUGAGACUAUUUCGGAAAGCCCACGAAGAAAACUGCAAACAGGCUGAAUUGGAAAAGAAAAAGGCCGAUAAGGAAGCUGAAAUGGAGAAUGCCAAAGGAAUUAGCCUUACGAAAAAGAGCGUGAAAUAGGUGAUAAACUUGAGUUCUCCUUAGCAUGGGAGAUUGAGCUCUCAUCCUUCAUUGGCAGCGACUUGGUUGUCACCUUGCGGCCAAGGGGAAGCAUGCCGUGUGACCGAAGUGCAUCCAAUUGAGAUAAGUUCUGCAGUGUUUAAGGCCCCUCGAUGAACGUGGAUAUGAAACACAAUGGUCUGUUUAUUAAUCAUACGCCUGCAGAACUGUUGAGUUGGCCAACUUGUUUAUUUGUACAUAUCUGACCGGCUGCCACUUGAACCAACAAAAUCACGCCCCAACUCAACCGAUGUUUCACUCUUGAAUAGACAGAUCAAUCAAUCAAUCAUGGAGAGAGAUAAAUAUUGGAUGCUGACUGACUUAUCUUCGCCAAGCAAAGGUAUUCUCUAUGCUGGUAGGUGCAAUUCUUAUGAUGGAUUUGGCUCCUCCGGCAGAGUUAUUCAGAAGAGUAUUUUCAGUCCUAGAUCAGUGUUUUGAUUAAAAGUAGGCAAUUUGGUUUCGGCUUUGACAACGUAUGCAUUUGGCAUAAAAUUUUUGGGCAGAGAACAAAUGCGUCGAAAUUGCAUCCCCCUCGAAGUCCAGCCAUAGCACGAAACCAUGUACAGAGCUUCUCUAACCAUUCCAUACAUUAGAAUGUAAAAUUUGUUCUAUUGUUUGAUGAUGUAACAUGAAAAUAGUUUUUUUUCUUUUUCAUCCCUCUUUUAUCUGUAGAUUUUUUGACUCAAACCCGUCAUAGAAGGUGUUGUAUAGAGCAGAUUCAGAGAGUAAUUAGAAGACGGGUUCCCCCACCACUGUAAUUGUAACAUAAAAAUCGAAAAAUAUAGGCCACGUUUGAAGUCUUUUUGUUUCAUUCA
Molecule: messenger RNA, 3557 nt
Organism: Cucumis sativus (cucumber)
Lineage: Eukaryota; Viridiplantae; Streptophyta; Magnoliopsida; Cucurbitales; Cucurbitaceae
Product: formin-like protein 20
Exons: 14
Coding region: 37-2703 (888 amino acids)
Source: RefSeq, a predicted model, not a curated record